AGAGGAAGGAUUAGAACUCAGGUAGGGAUUGACUCCCUCUGAUACUCUCCUACCAUGGCGGACACUAUUCCGGAGCUAGCGGACACUGUUCCGGAGCUAGCGGACACUGUUACCGUGCCAGGGAUUAUUGACAGUAACUGGACCGGCUCUUACCCCACCCCUAACUACACAAGCAUUGUUAUGAUGCACUACACUGUCAAACAACUUACUGUUCUCAAGGUGGCGACCCUACUCCUGUCAGUGCUGGGACUAAUAGGGAACUUACUGGUUGUCCUGGUGAUCCUGUCCAGGAGGAGGUGGAGGUUCGCUAACAGCAUGUUCGUCCUCAACAUUGCUAUAGCUAACCUCUUUAUCUGCGCCUUUACCCUGCCUCUCAUGACUAGAGCUCUCUUUGAGAUAGAGUGAGUUUUGUUACUUUGUCCUCAACAUUGCUAUAGCUAACCUCUUUAUCUGCGCCUUUACCCUGCCUCUCAUGACUAGAGC
This is a messenger RNA of Bolinopsis microptera, 483 nucleotides long. RefSeq names its product melatonin receptor type 1B-like. Gene Ontology annotation, molecular function: G protein-coupled receptor activity. Gene Ontology annotation, cellular component: membrane. The coding region runs from base 55 to 405 and encodes 116 amino acids. NCBI's taxonomy places the organism in Eukaryota, Metazoa, Ctenophora, Tentaculata, Lobata, Bolinopsidae. The transcript is spliced from 2 exons. The record is from RefSeq and is a predicted model, not a curated record. Gene Ontology annotation, biological process: G protein-coupled receptor signaling pathway.